AUGUCACCACCCCUGCGGGCCCUCCUUCUCCUGGCCCUGGAGCUGGGGCUGGCUGCCACCCUCAACCCCAAGGACCCCAAUACCUGCAGCUUCUGGGAAAGUUUCACCACCACGACCAAGGAGUCGCACUCCCGCCCCUUCAGUCUGCUCCCCUCGGAACCCUGUGACCGGCCCUGGGAGAGCCCGCACAGCUGCCCCCGGCCCACAGUUGUCUACCGGACCGUGUACCGCCAGGUGGUGAAGACGGAACACCGGCUGCGCCUGCAGUGCUGCCGGGGCUUCUAUGAGAGCCGCGGCGCCUGUGUCCCGCUCUGUGCUCAGGAGUGUGUCCAUGGCCGCUGUGUGGCACCCAAUCGGUGCCAGUGUGUGCAAGACUGGCAGGGUGACGACUGCUCCAGUGCUUGUGCCCCAGGAGUGUGGGGGCCGAAGUGUGACCAGCCCUGCAACUGUGGCAACGGCAGCUCCUGUGACCCCAAGAGUGGGGCGUGUUCCUGUCCCUCUGGCCUGCAGCCCCCGCACUGCCUUCAGCCCUGCUCCCCUGGCCGCUAUGGCCCUGCCUGCCAGUUCAGCUGCCAGUGCCAUGGGGCACCCUGUAACCCUGAGACUGGAGCCUGCCUCUGCCCCCCAGAGAGAACUGGGCCCAGCUGCGAGAUGUCCUGUUCUCCCGGGAGUGCUGGCUUCUCCUGCCCCAGCGCUCCUCCUUGCCAAAACGGGGGAGUCUUCCAGGCCUCCCAGGAUUCCUGCAGCUGCCCACCUGGCUGGACGGGCACCAUCUGCUCCCUGCCCUGCCCCGAGGGCUUCCAUGGACCCAACUGCUCCCAGGAAUGUCGCUGUCACAACGGAGGCCUCUGCGACCGAUUCACCGGGCAGUGUCGCUGUGCUCCGGGAUACACGGGGGACCGGUGCCGCGAGGAGUGCCCCGUGGGCCGCUUCGGGCAGGACUGCGCUGAGACGUGCGACUGCGCCCCUGGCGCCCGCUGCUUCCCGGCCAACGGCGCGUGUCUGUGCGAACACGGCUUCACCGGGGACCGCUGCGCCGAGCGCCUCUGCCCCGACGGCCUCUACGGCCUCAGCUGCCAGGUGCCCUGCACUUGCGACCCGGAACACAGCCUCAGCUGCCACCCGAUGAGCGGGGAGUGCUCGUGCCUGCCGGGCUGGGCGGGCCUCCACUGCAACGAGAGCUGCCCGCAGGACACGCACGGGCCGGGCUGCCAGGAGCACUGCCUCUGCCUUCACGGCGGCGUCUGCCAGCCCGACAGCGGCCUCUGCCAGUGCGCGCCCGGCUACACGGGACCGCACUGCGCUAGCCUCUGCCCCCCUGACACCUACGGAGUCAACUGCUCCGCACGCUGUUCCUGCGAAAAUGCCAUCGCCUGCUCGCCCAUCGACGGCGCCUGCGUCUGCAAGGAAGGUUGGCAGCGUGGUAACUGCUCUGUGCCCUGCCUGCCUGGAACCUGGGGCUUCGGUUGCAAUGCCAGCUGCCAGUGUGCCCAUGAGGCAGCCUGCAGCCCCCAGACUGGAGCCUGUACCUGUACCCCUGGGUGGCAUGGGACCCACUGCCAGCUCCCCUGCCCGAAGGGGCAGUUUGGUGAAGGCUGUGCCAGUCGCUGUGACUGUGACCAUGCUGACGGCUGCGAUCCUGUUCACGGACACUGCCAGUGCCAGGCUGGGUGGACAGGUACCCGCUGCCACCAGCCCUGCCCUGAGGGCUUCUGGGGAGCCAACUGUAGCAACACCUGUACCUGCAAGAACGGGGGCACCUGCAUCCCCAAGAACGGCAAUUGCGUUUGUGCACCCGGAUUCCGAGGCCCCUCCUGCCAGAAAUCCUGUCAGCCUGGCCGCUAUGGCAAACGCUGUGUGCCCUGCAAGUGUGCCAACCAUUCCUCCUGCCACCCUUCGAAUGGGACCUGCUACUGUCUGGCUGGCUGGACCGGCCCUGACUGCUCUCAACCAUGCCCUUUGGGACACUGGGGAGUCAACUGUGCCCAGCUCUGCCAGUGUCGCCAUGGUGGGACCUGCCACCCCCAGGAUGGGAGUUGUUUCUGUCCCCCGGGCUGGACCGGACAUCUCUGCUUGGAAGGCUGUUCUCCAGGGAUGUUUGGUGCCAACUGCUCCCAACCAUGCCAGUGCGGUCCCGGAGAGAGGUGCCACCCGGAGACUGGGGCCUGUGUGUGUCCUCCAGGGCACAGUGGUGCCCCCUGCAGGAUCGGGAGCCAGGAGCCGUUCACCAUGAUGCCCACCUCUCCAGUGGCCUAUAACUCGCUCGGGGCAGUGGUUGGCAUCGCAGUGCUGGGAUCCCUGGUGGUGGCCCUGGUGGCGCUGUUCAUUGGCUACCGUCACUGGCAGAAAGGCAAGGAGCACCGGCACCUGGCCGUGGCCUACAGCAGCGGGCGACUGGACGGCUCUGAGUAUGUCAUGCCAGAUGUCCCUCCGAGCUAUAGUCACUACUACUCCAACCCCAGCUACCACACCCUGUCACAGUGCUCACCGAACCCCCCGCCCGCUAAGAAGGUUCCAGGCAGUCAGCUCUUUGCCAGCCUCCAGGCCUCUGAGCGACCAGGUGGAGCCCACGGACUUGAUAACCAUGCCACGCUACCUGCAGACUGGAAGCAUCGCCGGGAGCCCCCGCCAGGGCCUCUGGACAGAGGUAGCAGCCACCUGGACCGAAGCUACAGCUGUAGCUACAGCAACACUAAUGGCCCCGGCCCAUUCUACAGUAAAGGACCCAUCUCUGAAGAGGGGCUGGGGGCCAGCAUGGCUUCCCUGAGCAGUGAAAACCCCUAUGCCACCAUCCGGGACCUGCCCAGCCUGCUAGGGAGCCCCCGGGAGAGCAGCUACGUGGAGAUGAAAGGCCCUUCCUCAGGGUCUCCCCCCAGGCAGCUUCCUCAGCUCCCGGACAGCCAAAGACGGCGCCACCCCCAGGCACAGAGAGACAGUGGUACCUAUGAGCAGCCCAGCCCUCUGGUCCAUGACCGAGACUCUGUGGGGUCCCAGCCCCCACUGCCACCGGGCCUGCCUUCUGGACACUAUGACUCCCCCAAGAACAGCCACAUCCCUGUACACUACGACUUGCCUCCGGUUCGGCAUCCCCCCUCACCCCCAGUUCGGCGCCAGGACCGCUGA
Molecule: messenger RNA, 3123 nt
Organism: Rangifer tarandus platyrhynchus (Svalbard reindeer)
Lineage: Eukaryota; Metazoa; Chordata; Mammalia; Artiodactyla; Cervidae
Source: the annotation of a GenBank genome assembly